AUGGAUGGAAAGAAAGGUUUCGAAUAUGCAUUCGGAAUAUGCCGAAUGAAUCUAAGGGUGGUGGGACUAUGGCCAAGUUUAAAAAGUACACGAUUCAAGGAAAUAAUUGCGAUUAUACUGUUCGCAGUUUCUUUCGUAAUUAUCAUCGUAUUUAUCAACAUAGUACAAACUACGAAGCUUAUCAUAAUUUGGGGAGAUUUGACGAAUAUGAUUGACAAUAUUUCUAUAGCCAAUUUACCAAUAGCUGUUGUACUUGUGAAGAUGAUUAUAUUUCGAAUACAUAAAAAAGAAUUAGGCACACUUUUAAAAGACGUAAUCGCUGAUUGGAACGCGCCCAAGACAAAGCGUCAAAUGGAAAAUAUGCGAAAGAACGCAUCGGCCGCUCACAAAAUUUCUUUUCUUUGCGUAAUCUUGGGUUUUGGCUCAGUAAACGGUCAGGUGGUAACGAGAUUAUCCCAAGAGUUUAACAUCCUACCUGGACCACUAGAGAAAAGACUACCGAUGGUUAGCUCGUACUUUCCGUAUAAUUACAAAAUUAGUCCUGUGUACGAAAUUACCUGGCUGAUGCAGUAUAUUGGUGCUGGCCUUGCGACUCUCGUCUACUCUGGAAUUUAUUGUUUAUUUGUCGGUUUGGUACUACAUCUACGUGGACAAAUAGCCAAUUUGAGACUGAAACUCGAUGACUCGGAUGAAAAUAUUAUUAGCUCUAGAAUGGAAUUUCGAAAGAAUAUUAAAUCAUUUGUGAUUAGACAUCAGAGCCUAAACAGAUUUGCAAAGAAAAUUGAACGGAUUUUUAACAUCAUGUUUUUGGCAGAGAUUCUAUCCUGCACUGUGCAAAUAUGUCUACAACUUUUCAUGCUAGUAUCCUUACUUACAGAAAAUAAAGAAAGUAUAUCAUUUUUACAAAUACUUUUCAUGACGAUUUAUGUCAUGCACGUCGUUACUCACGUAUUUAUAUGUUGCUACGUUACUGAUAAAUUACGUGAUGAAGGUUUAUCUAUAUGCGACUCAUCUUACAAUUUUCAAUGGUACAAUUUGCCAGCUCGAGAUGCCAGAUUAUUAAUCAUGAUAAUGCAUCAAGCCGAGAAGCCAGUGGAAGUAACUGCUGGGAAAUUUGUUAAAUUUUCACUACGGCUGUAUACCCAAAUCCUAAAAACCUCUGGUGGUUAUUUAUCGAUGCUAUUGGCUGUCAAAGAACGAAUUCCGGAUCCAUUACUAGAAUUCGUCACGUCAGACUGGAACAGUGUGAAUUCCAAAGAUGGCCUGAAGAAUAUGCAAGCAAACGCAAUAAUAGCACGCAGGAUGUCGUGGAUUUGUGCCAUCUUAGGAUUCGCUACAGUUCAUGGACAUUUGUUAAUUAGAAUUGGACAGGAGUUAGAAUAUCUACCAGGAAAACCAAGUACACGGCUGCUCCUCGUUGACUCAUACUUUCCUUACGACUAUAAGCCAACUCCAGUUUAUGAAGUUACGUGGAUAAUGCAGUACUCUGGUGCUGCUCUCGCUACAUUUGCUUAUUCUGGAAUCUAUUGUCUGUUUGUUGCUCUGGUGCUACACUUGUGUGGGCAAUUUGCUAAUUUGAGGGAACAGCUGGAUAAGCUAUUGAGUUCCAGUAAAGACAUGGGAUUUCCAGUACUCCACCUUCUUUUCAUGGCAGUUUACGUGAUGCACAUUGGAACACAUUUAUUUAUUUGCUGCUAUGUUGCUGAAAAACUUAAAGAUGAGAGUUCGUCAAUUUUUCGAGCAGUUUACAACUGCAAAUGGUACGAACUGCAGCCUAAGCAAGCCGCAUUAUUACUCAUCAUAAUGCAGCGAGCUAAAAAGCCAUUAAAAGUAACGGCAGGAAAAUUUUGCUCAUUUUCUAUGAGUUUGUAUGCUAAAUUCUGGUUCAAAAGACAAGUAUUACGAGAUCUAAUCGACAUGGUACAUAGUGACUGGUUGCGUGAAAAGAGCACGAAAGAGUUAGAAUUGAUAGCAAGUACCACGGCAGCGAGGUCAUUGGCGACGGUUUGUGUAAGCCUUGGACAGGGUGCUUGCCUAUUUUAUCUUGUGCUACACAUUUACCUGCAAUUCACAUUGAAUUUUGACUUUCGACUUUUGUAUUUAAAUGCUUAUAUACUUACAAUAGUCGAAAAUCACCGAAUUGCGAGCACAUCUGGCUAUUCCAAUAUGAUAAAGCAUACCGACGGUACUUUAACAGAAGCGCUAUUUGUCGUUGGUUUCACAUACUUGUCAAGUAACUUAUUCAUAUGCUGUUACGUAGCUAAACAGUUGCGCACAGAGAAUACAAAAAUGAAAUUACGGCUGUCAGAAUUAGAAUAUUCAAUUUAUCCUAGCCGAUUGUGUUUGAGUAUCAUCGGCGUCUGGCCUAACUUGAAUGAAUCACUGUCAUUCAGCAUCGUAUCGUACAUUAUGUUUGUCCUUUCGUUAAUAAUGAUAAUUUGGUUUGUCGUGAUCUCACAAACGUGGAAAUUAUUUUUGGUUGGUAAUGAUCUCGACAGCAUUGUCGACAUUCUGUGCACUGCUGACAUUCCUGUCAUAGUUGCACUCGUCAAGAUGACUGUUUUGCGUUAUUAUUCGGAAGUGGCGAAAUCGCUUUUAAAAAACAUCAUCGAGGACUGGCAUUCUGCCAAUUUAUCCGAGCAUGCGGCAGCGACGCGUGAAAGUGCGCUUAUGGGUCGUUGGAUAGCUAUAGCCUGCGUGGGUAUAGCAUACUUUACGUCCAAUGUAUUUUUUCUCGUCAGACUAUUCUUAUUGCGUGAGAAACAAAUGAGAACUGGGAUCAGACCAAUGCUUUUUGAAUCGCAUUUCCUCGUGAACGUCUCCGAUUCGCCUUGGUUCGAAAUCACUUGGUGCAUGCAAGCUCUGACUACGAUAUCGGCGACAACUGCUUACGCGGGAAUCGAUGGUUUCUUUGCUGUACUUGUGCUUCAUCUCUGUGGACAACUUACCGUGUUGAAAGAUCAAUUGAUUAAACUAGCUGAAAGAAGUGAUGAGGCUUUUGCUGCUCGUAUCAAACGAAUCGUCGUAAGGCACAACCAGCUUAACAAUUUUGCAAGCAUCAUUGAGAACACUUUCAAUCUGAUGUUUCUUGCGCAAAUCAUGGCAUGUGCCAUUCAAUUUUGUCUACAAGGCUAUCAACUCGUCAACAUCCUAAUGGACUCAACUAUGAACCUUCCUAUACUUCAACUCAUUUUCAUGACAUUUUUCAUCUUAUACAUGUCGUUGGAUUUGUACAUCUAUUGUUACGUGGCAGAAAAGUUACGAACAAAGAGCUUGGAAUUGUCGCAUGCAGCAUACAAUAGUAGCUGGUAUAACUUGAAGCCAAAAGAAGUUUAUGAUUUGAUGUUCAUUGCUAACAGAGCACAGUAUCCGCUAGAAAUAACAGCUGGAAAAUUUUGUUCAUUAUCGCUUCGACUCUUCGCUGUUGUUGGCAAAACGUCACUAGGAUAUCUAUCGAUGUUGUUAGCAGUAAAAGAAAGAAAUCUUGUUACCUGAUUUGCGAGGCUGUGACUUAAUCUUAUCUACUUUCGAAAUAUAAGAUUUAGUAAUAAAUACUUUCAACUAUUAACGGUUUUAUAGAUUUAAUGCAAUAAUUCUCUUUGUAUGCACUACAAAUAACGCCAUGGGAUUCACCUUAUUAGAAGCCCAAAAAUAUAUAUUUAUAAAAAUUCAAUGAAGAACGUACGUUAACAUAAAAAUUUAAGGUUUAUUAAAUUAUCGCUGUGAAUAAUAAUAAUGAGAUAUUUUUCUUGAAUAUCGUAGCAUACUACACAUUCAAUGAUAUAGUGAUUCAAUGAUAGAUUUCGAAUUGGCUACUCAACGAACGUUGUAAUUAAGGUAUAUUGUUGUAGCAUGUCAAACCAUCAAGUUAAGUUUUCUAGACGAUGUAUGCAUCAAAAAUAAUUUAUAGGAAAACUAUUGAAUAUUUUUAAAUUUAAAUAUCAUAUAAAAUAGCAUUAAAAACUUACUAAGCGUUUGAAUGUAUUAACUCAUAAA
Molecule: messenger RNA, 3996 nt
Organism: Phymastichus coffea
Lineage: Eukaryota; Metazoa; Arthropoda; Insecta; Hymenoptera; Eulophidae
Exons: 19
Coding region: 1-3495 (1164 amino acids)
Biological process (GO): sensory perception of smell; detection of chemical stimulus involved in sensory perception of smell
Cellular component (GO): plasma membrane
Molecular function (GO): odorant binding; olfactory receptor activity
Source: RefSeq, a predicted model, not a curated record